GUUGAAGUCAUAACUUGGCGGUUGCUGAGUAGCAAUACCCAGAGACCAAAUCAAACGGCAGCAGUUUUGGUGAGUCCACCUUUCCUCUUAGUCCGCUUGUGAUAGUUGGACGUGUGUGCAUGCUAGCUACAUGCUAACGUUGGAGCUGUGCGUACACGACGAAGAAUCGAGGGGGGAAAAAAGAACAGCUUGACUGAUUUUAUUUAGGUGAACAAUUUGACGAAUUGCUUUUUGGCCUGUCGUGCAGUUUCAGUAGUUUUAUUGUUCCCGUUUGAAAUUGAGGAGUUGAGUUUGUGUGUGUGUGAGAGAGAGAGAGGCCUCCACGAACCCGUCGAAGAACUUAGCCCUCAACCCCAGGGGAGAUCGGGAGGCUCGGGAAGACACUGACUGAGCGGAGCGUGAGGAGCACGAAGGCGAACCAGCCAAGGGGUCCCGCAGCUUCCUGAUCGCAUUCGGCGACGACAUGGAAAGACUUCCGAGGAGCGAUGCAGACAGCGAAAAAGGUCGGGAUGUGGCCAUCUCAACUGCCUUGGUGUUGUUGCUUGUGUCCCGAAGACACGCGGCGGCUGACUGCUCGGCAGGAAGAACUUGCCCCUGUGAAAAAGGAAGAGGAGGAUCCAGCGGCCCCCCGCGUUAAAGAGGAGGAUGUCCGACAGAGCCCCCACGUUAAGGAGGAAGAGCAGGAGACCGACAUCGGCGAGUUGCCGCCCAUCGUCGUCUCUGUGAAAAAAGAAGACGCCCAAGACGUAGCGCUCCGUCCUCAAAGCCCACCGGGCAGCGUCGCUUUGGGGAGGGACGGCGGCGGCAAACGGCGGAAAGGCUCCGGCGACGAGGAAACGUCGCCAAAACGCGUGAGCUGCUCCCUUUGCAGGAAAAACUUUGCCACAAAACAAACUUUGAUCACACACAUGCGAACGCACACGGGAGAAAAACCCUUCGCUUGCUCGUUCUGCGGCAAGGACUUUUCUCAAAAAGGACCCAUGCUCAGGCACUUGAGAGUGCACACCGGAGAAAAACCCUUCGGCUGCUCGGUGUGCGGGAAAACCUUCUCGCAGAAGGGAAGCAUCGAAUUGCACAUGAGGACGCACACGGGAGAAAAACCCUUCCGGUGCCCCACCUGCGGCAAAACCUUCUCUCAGAAAGAAAAUAUGGCCACGCACAUGAGAAAGCACACCGGAGAGAAACCCUUCCGCUGCUCAGAUUGCGGCAAGGCCUUCUCGCGCAAGGAGCACGUGCUGACGCACAUGAGGACGCACGCCGGAGGAAUACCCUUCGCUUGCUCCGUGUGCGGAGAAACGUAUGGCCAUCGGGCCAGUUUGACUGAGCACAUGCGCAAACACGUCGCCGAGAGCGAAUACUCCAGAAGCUCCUUUGUGCUCAGUUCUUUGCUGCGCUCGUCCGGCUGCUCCUCCAGCAGCUCCUCCACGUCCUGCCCGUCGAGCUCCAAGCCCAGAGCCGUGCCGAUGGACACGAUGUCCUCCACCAGCGCCGCCGCCGCCGCCUCGACGCCGAGGCCCUCCGAGUCGGCGCCCGGCAGGCAAGCCGGCCAGAGCGUCUUCCAAGCGGAGCGCAGGGCGGGGCGCGGGACUUCCCUCCAGGCCCGCUGCCGGCCCAGCGGCCGCAGCAGGCGCGCCGCCCGCGACGGCAGGAACUGCAGCCGGAUGAAGCGGCCUUCGGCGCCGUCCAGCUGCUCCUCCAAGCCGGGCGGGUGCGCCGCCGCCUUGUCCACCACCAGGAGGCAGCGCGGAGGCAAGGCGUUCUCCCGCAGCUGGGCCUUGAGCACGCGGUUGCUCUUGAAGGCGCGCGGGUUUUCCGAGUGGUACACCAGAAGCGGCUUCAGCUGGCAGUCGCCGCUGGCGUUGGCGCACAGCAGAAGCGUCAACUUGUCCUUCAUGGGCUUGUGGCCGGGCCGCGCCUUCUCCUCUUUGGUCAGCCAGGUCGCCGUGCAGCCUCUUGGCCUUCCUGAUGACGGCGCCGGCGCUCACGCCGCCGCCCGCCAGCUCCUGCUCGUUGACCCACAGCAGCAAGAGCUUCUCCACGUCCUCCAGGAUUUGAGGCCGCUGCUUGACAGCACGCAGGCUGUUAAACCACCACCGAAGAAGAAAUGCGGAAGUCGGUGCGGUGUCGCCUGGACAGUUCGAAAAAAAAAACGAAAAGCGACGGCGUUGUCGUGUCAUCGCUUCAACAGAAAACAUGAAGAAAGAUGUCAUGGAAGGAACCUUUUUCGACACCUCCACCUCCAAGCCUGCCCUGCGUCGCAAGAGAGGGACAAAAAGACUGAGAAGACAGUCGCAGACAUGCAGCAGCUGAGUGGCGGCCGAGAAGAAUCGGCGCCUCCUCGGGUUAAAGAGGAUCCGCUCGCCUUUCACAUCAAGGAGGAACGAGAGGAGGCCCAUGUCACCAAGUCCUGCGGUCUGAGCCUCCGGCGCGAGCGACUUUGCCGCUCCACCUCGGAGCCGGCGGGUCAACGGCCCUCCCGCAUAAAAGAGGAAGAGGAGGAGCCGCGGCCACCCUGCGUGAAAGAGGAAGAGGAGGAGUUGCCGCUGCACGUCGUCGUGAUGAAGAGCGAAGAUGACGAAGACAAACCGGGCGAGUGGUCGCAGCUUCGCCAGCAAAGUCCAAGUGGAGGAGCGCCACCGGACAACCUCUUCGCUCCGUUGUCGGACAGUGACGACGCGGCAUUCCCGUCGAGGAGCGACGCAGACCGCCACGGCGGCGGCGACAAAGCGCCGAAAAGCCCCGGACGCCGCGGGAAGAAAAAGUCGCUAACGACUAAGAAACACGUCAUCUGCUCAGUUUGCGGUAAAAACGUGGCCAAAGAAAAAAUCAUUCGACACACGAGAACGCACACGGGAGAAAAACCCUACAGUUGCUCGAUUUGCAGUAAAACCUUCUCGUCGAGGGAUUACGUGAGCACACACAUGAGAACGCACACCGGAGAAAAACCUUUUGGCUGCACCUUCUGCAGUAAAACAUUCUCGCACAAGUCCCACGUGAUCACGCACGUGAGGAUACACACGGGAGAGAAACCCUACCGCUGCUCGGUUUGCGGGAAAACCUUUGCCUCAAAGGAUUACGUCAACCUGCACAUGAGGACGCACACGGGAGAAAAACCCUUCGGUUGCUCCAUGUGCGAGCGACGGUUCUCUCAAAAGACGCAUCUGGCCACCCACAUGAGGACGCACACGGGGGAAAAACCCUUUAGCUGCACCGUUUGCGGUAAAAGCUACGCUCAUAAGAACAGUUUGACGACACACAUGUGGGGACACUGCUGAGUGAGGCCGCAUGCUUAACCCGAAGCGGCCCGCGGAUUCUUUUGAAGAAAUUUGAUUCCCGAGAGCUAGGUUGUCCUCUUCCUCGUCCCGAUGGUUGCCGCUCAAUUUUCGUUCGCUGGUAGUGAUUUCCUCCCGUUUGUGAGACAAAAGUCGUGUAUGUAGUACAUGUGCCCCCCAUGAUUCAUAUUUUCAAUGCUUUCUUUUCUCUCGGGACGAUUCAGCAGCUAUUUGUCUUCCUCUACUGUUCUACUUUCGAGUCAUCAGCGAUAUCCCUGCAAAAUGGCGCUGGCUCACUGUUGGAUGUUUUUUCCCAUUCACAUAAACCAUCCUCUCAUGUUCUGCAUGAGAGUGUUAACUACCAAGAUAUGUAACAUACCACUGGGCAGACUGUGUCUGUGAAAGUCAGAUUGUGAUAUUUGAAUGAGAUGAGUGGUUUCCUGAAUAAAGAGUUCAAGCUCA
This is a messenger RNA of Hippocampus zosterae (dwarf seahorse), 3734 nucleotides long. Its product is annotated as zinc finger and SCAN domain-containing protein 2-like. The record is from RefSeq and is a predicted model, not a curated record. Bases 486 to 3275 code for a protein of 929 amino acids. NCBI's taxonomy places the organism in Eukaryota, Metazoa, Chordata, Actinopteri, Syngnathiformes, Syngnathidae. The transcript has 10 exons.